Messenger RNA from Cyphomyrmex costatus, 1335 nucleotides. Its product is annotated as aldose 1-epimerase. NCBI's taxonomy places the organism in Eukaryota, Metazoa, Arthropoda, Insecta, Hymenoptera, Formicidae. The record is from RefSeq and is a predicted model, not a curated record. The coding region runs from base 176 to 1249 and encodes 357 amino acids. The transcript has 4 exons. Gene Ontology annotation, biological process: beta-D-galactose catabolic process via UDP-galactose, Leloir pathway; glucose metabolic process. Gene Ontology annotation, molecular function: aldose 1-epimerase activity; carbohydrate binding.
GUUUAUUAUUGUUUAUAAAUAAUAUCACCAAAAUAUCUAAUUACAUUGGUGGAAACAGACAUUAGCGCUUCAAACGCUACAGAGCAUUUAUAACACUGACUGGUCAUUUGAUGCUUCGGAGUGCAUCCAGUAAUUCUGAUAAUAUCAUCGUUUUUGCUCCAAUUGUCUCGGGAGAAUGAGCAUGGCUGCGAUCGCUCAAGGAUCCGUUACAACUACAACAUGGGGUUCUGUAAAUGGUCAAGAAAUCAAGAAGUUUACGUUGAGAAAUGAAGCUCGUCAAGAGGUCGAUGUCACAACAUAUGGUGCGGCGGUGACUGCCAUUAGAACGCCAGAUAAAGAAGGAAAUUUAACGGACGUCGUGCUCGGCUUUGACAACAUCGAAGGAUACCUUUCAUCGAAUAAUCCAUACUUUGGUGCCACCGUUGGACGAGUUGCGAAUCGUAUCGGCAAAGCAACUUUUGUUGUGGAUGGCCAACGUUAUAAUGUAUCCAAGAAUACAGGUGAGAACAGCCUCCACGGUGGUACUCGCGGUUGGAGUUUCAAGGUAUGGGAUGCAACAAUUCAAGGCGAUUGCGUGGUGAUGACUUUGGUCAGUCCGGAUGGUGAUGAAGGUUAUCCGGGAUCAGUAACGGCGAGAGUGAGCUUCCAACUGACGAAUGAUGGAGAGUUGCGCAUAGAGAUGAAAGCCAAGUCCGAAAAGGCAACGCCGAUUAAUUUAACGAAUCACGGCUAUUUCAAUCUCGCUGGACACGCCACAAACGCAGCAGAACUGUAUAAACAUGUGAUCACGAUGAACGCCGAUCGUUGGACGGUCACGGAUUCCGAAAGCAUUCCUACCGGCGAGAUUCGGUCAGUUGCGAAUAGCGUAAUGGAUUUGAGGAAUCCAACAAAGCUCGGUGAUGUCAUCGACAAAGUACCGAAUGGCGGUUAUGACUACAAUUUCUGCUUGCCAGAGUCGUCCAAUGAUGGAAAAGUCAAUUUUGUAGCCAAAGUAGUACAUCCACCUUCGGGACGUCGUUUGGAAGUAUAUUCGAAUCAACCGGGCGUUCAGUUUUACACGACCAAUUCUGUACCUGAAAAUGGCAUCGUGGGCAAAAACGGAGCAAAGUACUUCAGACACGCCGCUUUUUGCUUGGAAACGCAAAAUUAUCCCGACGCUGUAAACCAUAAAAACUUCCCAAACAGCGUGCUGCGACCAGGCAAUACGUACAAUCACGUUGUCGUGUAUAAAUUUGGAGUAGAAAAUUAACGCAUUUCUGUUUUCUGCUACAAACUUUGAAACAUUAAACGAAAUUAAACAAUAAAUAAUUUUAUAUCUGGUAUAUUUUAUAUAUC